AUGGCAAGUAAUAAAAUUAAACAAGAUACAAUGGAACUUCAUGAUUAUCCUAGAAAACCUGAAAUUGAAUAUAAGGAUUCAUUUACUGGCACUUAUCAUUAUACUAUUAUCUCUGAAGAAUAUUAUUCAUCACCACCUAUUCUUGUCAAGACACAAAAAAAAAAUAAUAGUUAUAGAAUUCCUAAUAAUUACAAAGUCAUAUCUUGUUUUACAAUCAAAUAUAAUAAUAAUAGUCUUCAAAUAAUUGAGUCUUGGCAAAGUGCAACUCAUAUGAUAUAUAAACCUAAUAGAACAUCAAUGUUGCCUGGAACUGUAGUAUUUGGAUUACAACUUAAAUGCAUAGAACAAGCUAGAUAUUUUUGUCACCAAUUUAAUAUUCUUUGA
Cetraspora pellucida is the source of this 384-nucleotide messenger RNA. The record is from the annotation of a GenBank genome assembly. Lineage: Eukaryota; Fungi; Glomeromycota; Glomeromycetes; Diversisporales; Gigasporaceae.